Mizuhopecten yessoensis (Yesso scallop) is the source of this 3437-nucleotide messenger RNA. Its product is annotated as disintegrin and metalloproteinase domain-containing protein 10-like. Gene Ontology annotation, cellular component: plasma membrane. The record is from RefSeq and is a predicted model, not a curated record. Gene Ontology annotation, molecular function: metalloendopeptidase activity. Lineage: Eukaryota; Metazoa; Mollusca; Bivalvia; Pectinida; Pectinidae. The transcript has 15 exons. Bases 486 to 2687 code for a protein of 733 amino acids. Gene Ontology annotation, biological process: membrane protein ectodomain proteolysis; Notch signaling pathway.
AUAGGUACAAACUGAGAUCCCUGACCUUCCUAGCCACUGACGGCACUAAACGUGAAAGUAACGCCGUGUGUUUAAAUCGAGUCCCAACCGGAGAUAUUAUCCUGUCAGUCCGUAUUGCUUCACUUACUGCGCAUGUACAUUACAAGUGUACCAGCGUUAACCGAAUAAGACGAAACCCGUACUGGGUUUUUAUGGAGAAGAUAUGUGAUAUGUAAGUCAAAAUGAUUAUCUACCUGAACAACAUACCCAACCUGGACAACGGAGAGCUACAGUAACUGUGUAUCUAGCUGGUAGGAAAUAGUGGAGGCUUACCGUUACCUGGGACAGUACACACCCACGUCGUUCAUCAGCUGAUGUCGAACAUCAAAGUUAAUUGAUUAAUUGACACAUGGUGGUUGAUUGUCUUUACCUUUCAUUUAGUUAAAGUGUAUGUAGAUAAAUUCUACAAAUGUAGGAUAACGUGUUAUUAACAUCCGAAUAGCAGCAUGGAGUGUUGGUUAUAUGACAUGAGACAAGUCGUUACUUCGGUGUGGUUAUUGGCCGUAUUUUGUACAUACGGAAAUGUAGCAGCUCUAUCCCUGAACGAUGUGAUCCGAUAUUAUGAGCCGGUCCAUUUUGACAGCCAUACCUUGUUAUCGGAUCACCACCGAGUACGGCGAGGGACGGACGAAGGACUGAGGCUAACUUUCCGAGCUUUUAACAGGGACUUUCGCCUGAAGCUUCGCCCAAAUAAUCACCUGUUCACAUCAGACGUCGUGUUCGAGAGUUCCACAGGAAGUAUAACUUACGACACUUCCGGUGCCUAUACCGGAUCAGAUGAAGACGACACUGGUAGCAGAAUUUAUGGAGUGAUAACAUCAGCUGGUCACUUUGAGGGACAUCUCCUGUAUCCUAACGAGACGUACAAUAUUGAAGCUGCCAGACGACACUUUAAAAAAGACACAAAUUUCAGCUCUGUUAUAUACAGAUCGUCGGAUAUGUCGGUAAACACCCGUGACAUGAUGUGCAAGUCUGACGAACUCCAUCGGAAGAUAAUGAAACACCAGAUAUUAGAUGAAAUAGAUGGACAGCGUCAUCGGCCGACAGAGAAGUGGUCAGACCGGUACAAGUCAUCAAAUCGACAACGGCGCGCCAUCGACCCAACGAAGACGGUUUGUGAGCUGUACUUAAAGGCCGACCACACUUUCUUUAAUAAAUUUGUCACUCACGACGCCGUCUUGGACCAGAUGACCAAUCACGUGCAAGCUUCGAAUGACAUAUUCAGCCUGAUAGACUUUGACGGUGAUGGGUCUGCCGACAGCAUUACGUUCCAGAUAAAGCGGGUGACGAUAUACAACGACCCGACAGCGACGGGGUAUCCCUUCCCUCUCCAGUACAGUGUAGACAGCAUGUUAGACCUACACUCACGGGAGAACUACACCGAUUACUGUCUGGCUAUCCUCUUCACCAACAGGGACUUCAGUAACGGUGUCCUUGGUCUUGCCUGGACAGCUCAGACAGGUUACGCCGGUGGAGUCUGUGAAGGAUACAGGACAUAUCAUGGAGAGUCUAAAAGUCUUAAUACGGCCCUGGUAACAAUGCUGAACUACGGACGGGACGUGUCCUCAGCGGUCUCACAUGCUACCCUGGCUCAUGAAAUAGGACACAACUUUGGAUCUCAGCACGACCCAGAAACUGCAGGUACCUGUUCUCCGGGAACCGGAAAUGGGGGAAACUUCAUCAUGUUUCCAAUGGCAACAUCAGGCUAUGAGGUAAACAACCAGAAGUUCUCCACGUGCAGUGUGGCUUACAUGGCGCCAAUUCUGGAAUCUAGAGCGCGGGAUGCGACAAAUGGAUGUUUCAAAGCGUCGGGUGCACCUAUAUGUGGAAAUAACGUCAUUGAAGCUGGCGAAGAGUGCGAUUGUGGCUGGGAGGACACUUGUACUGAGACGUGCUGUAACCCACAGGCUGCCAGUCCGACAGCCACGCCCUGUACCAAGGUCAACGUGUCAUCUUCCUCGUGCAGUCCAAGUGAGGGUCCCUGCUGUAGUCCCUCAUGCACACUGUAUACAUCCGGAGAAAAUCAUAUUUGUCGAGCUAACAGCUCCUGUCUCGCUGAGGCGCUCUGUGACGGAUCAUCUACGAGUUGUCCAGCCUCCACUUCCGCUGCCAACGGAACGCAGUGCGCUGAAGGUCAGGUGUGCUAUUUAGGGGAAUGUUCCGGCUCCGUAUGUAUCGCCCACAGCCUGGAGGCCUGUCAGUGUAGCCCAACCACGGCAAACGACUGGAAGGACGAAAAGCUAUGCCAGGUCUGCUGUACAUACAAUUCCGUCUGCACACCAACCACUAAUAUCCCUACUAUUCCCACCACAAAUGCUUUGGCGGGGAGUGCAUGCAACAACUACAGGGGGUACUGCGACGUAUUCUACGUGUGCCGAGAGGUGGACCCCACGGGCCCCCUGCUGGCCCUGAAGAAACUGCUACUGGACGGGGAAGUGUUCCAAACCCUGAAAUCCUUCCUCACACAACACUGGUAUAUAGGGAUAGCUGCCGGUGUCGUCCUCAUCAUCAUUCUGAUCCUGGUCGCAAAGUUUUGCUCUAAAAGUCACGGACCUCCACCGAGUCAACGAAACAACCAAGUGGGUGAUAACAGAUCCUCGCGGGAUAACGGAAGAGAAAUCGAUAUGUACAAUUUACGUCGACGAUAGGACUGACGUUGAUAUGUAUAAUUUACGUCGACGAUAGGAUAGACAUAUAUAUUUACAAUUUACGUGAACGAAAGGACAGACAUCUAUAAAAACAAUGUAUGACGGCGAUAGGACAGACAACCAUAUGUACAAUUUACGACGGUAAUAGGACAGACAUAUAUAUGUACGAUUUACGUCGACGAUAGGACAGGCAUAUGUAUAGAUACAAUUUACGACGGCGAUAGGACAGACAUAUGCAUAGAACAAUUUAAUACGGCGAUGGGACAUAUAUCGAUAUGUGCAAUACACCUAGACGGCAGGACAGGUGUCUUUAUAUACAUUAUAACACGACGAUAGGGCAGACAAUAUGUACAAAAGAUGAAAAAAAUAGGACAACAGGCGAUAUAUUUAUUUACAGACAAAUAGUACGGUGACAGUGAUUUGUCCGCUGACCAAAUGUGCCUGUGUUAAAACACGGUAUGUUGACUAGAAGUUGAAGACAGUGUAAAUGGCACAUGAAUACACAACCAUAACGGAAUGGUGAAGUAUUGCCCGCUUCCCUUUUCAAAUGUUCGGACAUAUAUGCUCUCACUGAAUUAACCAUUCAUUACACUGUCUAAUUCAUGUGUGUUUACCGUUACGCUUCUCAUUAAUGAAUUCAACAAACUCCAAGCACACUAUUACUAGCCGGACACUGACGUUCUACGACGUUAUUAUCUUCUACUUCUAAAUGGUACUGACCAACUUCAACAAUUUGAAGAUAAAAUGUCA